UUGAAACUCUCUCGUGCUAUAAAAGUGCUAUAAACACUCUCUCGUCGAUAAGCAGCAUGGAAUUAGCGGCCGGCAUUGAAGUGCGCGUGGUGAGUGGCGGAGAGAGUGCACGGCUCAUGGACUUUCUGCACGAACAUUAUUACCGCGAAGAACCGCUGACUCUUGGAACCGAUCCGCCGCAGCCCGAUGCCGCCGACGAGGCCUUCUUGCUGUCGAAUAUACCUCACGGCACUUGCCUGGUGGCGCUGCUCGGCGACCGCAUUGUAGGCGCCGUCGUGGCUGGGCCCAAAACCGCCGACGAGGCAGCACAUCUUUUUGAGGACGCGGAACGUCUAAAGGGCACCAAGUGGGGUCGCAUACUAAGCAUUCUAGCUGUGGCAGAGCGCGAUGCCAACGUAUGCGCUCGCUUCGAUGUGGAACGGGCGUUGCAUGCCCAUGCACUGGGCGUGGAUGUCUCGAUGCGGGGUCGUCGCAUUGGCGCACGUCUGAUGACGGAGCUGGCAGCUUUGGCCCGCCGCCUGAAGUAUCCGCUGCUGACCGUUGACUGUACCAGCAUAUAUUCGGCACGUCUAGUGCAGCAGCUCGGCUAUGAGCUGGUCAACACGAUUCGCUAUGACAGCCACAAGGACUCAAGUGGCCAGCCAGUGAUUAAGCCACCGGCCCCCCACGAAUCUUUACAAACAUAUGCGUUGCGCCUGUAGAAAACAGAAAAGAGCGUCACGGUGAUAUUAAUGUAAAGCUUCUUGUAUUUAAGUAAUUCGUUCUAAAUUAUUGGCCAACAUUGUAAAAAGCCGUACAAGUCACAGGAUUUACGCGAUUUAGACCCGUUUUAGUCUUCCAUUUCAUUAAAGUAGGUAUUUUUUUAUGCAUUUUGGAGCCAUUUUAAUGUUUAUUUUUUGCAAAGUUAUAACAUGUUCUAACAUGUCAAUAUUUUAGCUCAAUACUUUUCUCUAUAAAUGCGGUC
Messenger RNA from Scaptodrosophila lebanonensis, 964 nucleotides. RefSeq lists its product as uncharacterized. Gene Ontology annotation, molecular function: N-acetyltransferase activity. The coding region runs from base 57 to 701 and encodes 214 amino acids. NCBI's taxonomy places the organism in Eukaryota, Metazoa, Arthropoda, Insecta, Diptera, Drosophilidae. The record is from RefSeq and is a predicted model, not a curated record. The transcript has a single exon.